GCACUGGCGAGAAGGCGCUGACUGUAAAAAUGGCAACUUUUGGAAAAGGAAUCUUGAUGUUUAGGGCUAUUGCGAAAGCUCAGUCCAGUCGUUCCUCAUCCGUUUUGCAAGCAUCAGUACGAUGGCUUGUCCACAAAAAUGGAUUUGCAACAAGUAGCACCAGACAAGCAAUGGUGACGAUAUCAAAGGAUGAUCAAACAGGUGUAGCGACCUUGACACUUGAUAAGAAGCCUGUGAAUGCCCUUAGCUUAGAGCUCAUGACAGAGAUGAAUAUUGCUUAUGAUAAAUUAGAGGCUGACAACUCAGUCAGAGGAAUGAUCCUAACUUCGGCAAUUCCAAACUUCUUCACCGGAGGUUUAGAUAUUACAGAAAUGUAUCAACCCAAGCGAGAAAGGCUCAGGGAAUUCUUGAGAGUCUUUCAAGGCAUCUGGGUGAAAUUGUAUGGUAGCAGAUUGAUCACUAUGGCAGCUCUAACAGGUCAUUGUCCUGCUGCUGGUUGUAUAUUUGCCAUGUGUUCAGACUUCAGUGUGAUGGCUAAAGGAAAAUAUGUGACAGGUCUGAAUGAAACUCGAUUGGGCAUUGUGGCUCCUUUUUGGCUUGUCGAUUCCCUGGUCAACACAGUUGGAACACAUGCUGCUGACCGGGCACUCCAAUUUGGUGAGCUGUACAAUGCGGACCAAGCGUUCAAGAUUGGAAUGGUUGAUGGAGCUGCUGAGAUGGAUCAGGUGUUACCAAUGGUGCAGGCGGAGAUGGCAGAAUGGCUAAAGAUACCAGAUGCAGCAAGGCAGAUCAGUAAGAUGGCCAUACGAAAAGAAACGCUCCAAAAAUUUAUGUCAAAACGUGAUCAGGAACUGGAAGAACUGACAAAAUUUCUUAUGAAAGACUCAAUUCAGAAAAAUAUAGGGAAAUAUCUUGAGAAUUUGAAGAAGAAGAAGACAUAAAAGGGAAAGUUUUUAACAGAAGUUGUGCAUGUUGAAUGCUGUGGUGUGAAUUUCAUUGGCCUAUGGACUGCAUGUCAAUGUAGAUGUCGAUGUAGUUUAUUAUUAUAUUUUAUUGGCCUACAUGUAUAUCAUCUAUUGUUUGUUUUCUGUAUAUUUGCAUCUAUAGGACCUUUGG
Lineus longissimus is the source of this 1116-nucleotide messenger RNA. Its product is annotated as enoyl-CoA delta isomerase 1, mitochondrial-like. The coding region runs from base 30 to 941 and encodes 303 amino acids. Gene Ontology annotation, cellular component: mitochondrion. Gene Ontology annotation, molecular function: delta(3)-delta(2)-enoyl-CoA isomerase activity. The record is from RefSeq and is a predicted model, not a curated record. The transcript is spliced from 8 exons. NCBI's taxonomy places the organism in Eukaryota, Metazoa, Nemertea, Pilidiophora, Heteronemertea, Lineidae. Gene Ontology annotation, biological process: fatty acid beta-oxidation.